Messenger RNA from Penicillium waksmanii, 741 nucleotides. RefSeq names its product glutaredoxin family protein. The record is from RefSeq and is a predicted model, not a curated record. The coding region runs from base 1 to 741 and encodes 246 amino acids. The transcript has 2 exons. Gene Ontology annotation, molecular function: 2 iron, 2 sulfur cluster binding. NCBI's taxonomy places the organism in Eukaryota, Fungi, Ascomycota, Eurotiomycetes, Eurotiales, Aspergillaceae.
AUGUCGAAGAUGAUUGAAAUCGCUUCGCAGGCCGACUUUUCAUUGCAUCUAGCCACUCUUUCGCCUUCAACGCUCCUCAUAGUGUAUUUCUAUACCCCAUGGGCCGAAUACUCCACACAAAUGAGUACCGGCAUGUCCACAAUUGCCUCGCAAUGCCCAGACACUGUUACACAGACCACCUCGUUUGUCCGCAUCAAUGCCAUAAAGCUGGUCGACAUUGCAAAGGAAUACAAGUUUCCAGUAGCGCCCUAUGUUCUUUGCCUGCGUAGUGAUCAGGUCCUCGAGUCAAUCAGAGGAUCUGACUCCUCCAAAGUCCGCAAUGCUAUUGGACAGGAUGCGGGUGUUGAUGCUAUAGUUGUUUCUGCACUCCUCGCUGACCCAGCACCUACCAUGGAAAAAUCGAAAGAGGAAAAAGAGGUCCUGAUUGCCCGGCUUACCCAGAUGGUCAAAUCUGCUCCUAUUGUGUUAUUCAUGAAGGGCACACCGAAGUCGCCUCUGUGCCGGUUCAGUCGCCGAAUGGUUGCUAUUCUGAAUGAGCAUUAUAUCCAGUAUGAUUCAUUUAAUAUAUUGGCCGAUGAAGAUGUUCGGGAGGGUCUAAAGGAGUUUGGUGACUGGCCUACAUUUCCCCAAUUGUGGAUUGACGGUCAGCUUGUGGGUGGGCUGGAGAUCGUUCGCGAGGAAAUAAUUACAGAUGCCAAGUUCAUUCGUCAAUACUCGGUCGCCAAAGCCGUGGGGGGUUGA